Messenger RNA from Tetrahymena thermophila SB210, 4356 nucleotides. RefSeq names its product enoyl-CoA hydratase/isomerase. The record is from RefSeq and is a predicted model, not a curated record. Gene Ontology annotation, molecular function: 3-hydroxyisobutyryl-CoA hydrolase activity. Gene Ontology annotation, biological process: L-valine catabolic process. The transcript has 15 exons. NCBI's taxonomy places the organism in Eukaryota, Ciliophora, Oligohymenophorea, Hymenostomatida, Tetrahymenidae.
AUGUUCAAAGUAGCCAAGAAUAAAAAAUUACUAGCUUCAAGUGGACUUGCUUUGAAAAGCAGUUAUAAAGUCUCUAACUCUACAGUUAUCAAUAAUUUUGAGAGCAGAAGUUUUAAGAAUAAAAAAAAUUUGUAUAAUGUUGUUGCUAAGCGUUCAGGUGAUGUUGCUUUCAGCUACUUGAAUGGCGAGUAUAAAUAGAAUACUUUGGAUACACAUAUGAUAAAGGAAAUCACUCGUUUUUUAGAAUCAUAUGAAAUCGACUCUAGUAUUAGAGCAGUAUUUUUAGAAAAUUCUAAGGAAGCUGGUGUUUUCUCUAAAGGAACAGACUUUAAAUUUUUAAUGAAGAAGAUUGCUGAAAAAGAACCUCAUAAGGCAUUCGAUUAUUUGCGUGAACUUUAUGAUUUCGCUAUUUUCAUUGGAAAAUACAACAAACCUUUAUUGAUCAAUAUUAAUGGACUUAUAACUGGCUCAGCUGCAAGUAUUUUUACAAGAGCUCCUUUUGCACUUGGUAGCAAAAAUACUAAGUGGAGAUUGAAUGAAACUUCCUUAGGUUACAUUCCUGAUGCUGGUGCAAGCUACUACUUGAGCAGACUUAAUAUGGAAUUAGGUACAUUCUUAGCUUUAACCGGAUGGUAAAUUGAUGGCUACGACUUGAGUAGAUCUGGUAUCGCUUUUGAAAGAAUGUUUGCUACCCAUUAAAAUAUUGAAGAAAAUUGGAAAGUCGCCCAUAAGAAGCACGAUUAAGAAACUACUUCUGAAGAUUUAUAUGGACUCAACAAAUUCGUAGAUUUAACUAAACAAUUGUACUAUAAAGAAACUUACUUCUCAUAACUUAAUGAAGAAGUAUACAACAGAAUCCAUAAACAAGGAGAAAUUUAUUAUAGAAAUGAAAACAAAAGAUUAGCUAUGGCUGAAAUUUUAUAUAAGCAUCAAAUGCAAGAUAGAGCUAAUUUAGGAUUCAAGGCAGAUGAUUUAUUCAAUAGAUCUCACGAAAUUUUAAAUAGAUUGCUCCACUAUGAAUAAUGUGUCAUGUUUGAUUUAGGACUUGAAAAUAUUGAAUUAUAAACUAGUGGUACAGUUACUAGUCUUCCUCUUUUCACAAUUGGAAGAUGCUUCAGUGCCAACUCUAUUGAAGAAAUUAUUGAAAGAUUAAGAGAAGAAGAUACUCAUUUCUCUAGAGCUUGUAUCAAGUCUCUUGAAUCUAAAUCUCCUUUAGCUUUGAAGCUUACCCUUAAACUUCUUAGAGAAGGUAUCAACUCCUCUUGGAAGGAAUGCUUCGAAAGAGAAUUUAGAGUAGCUUGCCGUAGACUUCUUGAUAAUGAAGUUAUGAGAUGUAUUUAAUCCGAAAUUGUUGAAGAAGCUAGAGGCUUCAAAGAUUGGGACUACAAAGUACUUUCUUAAAUCAGUAAAGAUCAAGUUGAAAGUUACUUCAGACCUUUGGUUGAAGAAAAGAGAUUUGAAGGUGUUUCUGAAUAUCAAGGUGACUUAAAAGAAAACUGCUUAUAUCCUACUAAAGACUUUUACAGAGAUUACCCUGACACUGUCAGAUAUUACUUAAACUAAGACAACUUAAGAGAUGCUUACCAAAGAAACUCUCAAAUAUAUGAUGUUGAAGAGUUCUUGUAAAGCCACAAUAUCAACAGCAAGAGUCCUGCAAUUAAUAUUGCAGAUCUUAGAGAAAAAUUCUACCUCAUGGAAAAGCUCAACAGAAAGAAAAUUGAAAAGCUCAACCGUUUGAGCUAACUCAGUGGCAGCGAAUUCAGCAUCAAGAACUUCUAUGAAGUUAGAAAGGCUGCUAUUGAUAACUUAUUCUCCAACAAAUAACUUGUUGAAUAAAAAGUUGAUGAAUUUUCUGCUUAAGUUUUUGAAGAUUUCAGAAAUGAGCGUCUUUAAUAAAUUAAAAAGAUUUCUCAAGUUGCAGCUGUUGAAAAGAAGGAAGAUUUCUUUAUGAAACUCCGUCAAAAGAUUAUUGAUGAGAGAUUAGUUGAAUCUGAUAAAUUAGAAGAAAUUACCAUCAGAGAUUAUCCUGGUCUUCAAUAUCCUUUAUUCUUCCCUUUUGAUAACAAAGACAACAUUAUUGAAACACAUAACCCAUACGUUAAAACUCUCUUCAAGGACGUUUUGAAUCAAAUUAAAGUUGAAUCAAGAGGCACUCUUGUUAAAAAUUACAAUUUCGAUUUAAAAGAAAUUGAAAGUAUCAUGGAAGAAAAGGAAUUUGGAAAGAAACUAAUUGAUAGAUUACAUUUACAAUAUAGUGAUAGAGUUAAUUGGUUUAAUAAGGCUAGAGAAUAAUAUGAAAUUAGAUACGGAGACUACAGAGGAAAUUUAGUUGAUAAGUGGUACGAAAGACUCAUUGAAUCUGGAUACAAGGUUGAUGGUAUUAGAGAAAUAUUGUAAACUUAAACUAACGAAUAAGUUAAAUAAAUUAUUUAGAAUAACGUAACUGAUAAUCUUAAGGAUUACAUUUAUGAAUUCUUAUCAGAUUUAAAAGUAAGCAAAAGUAUCUUCGAAGAAUCAGAAAAUACUCAAAAUUAAUAAUAACUUGCUGAAGAGGUUUUGAAGAUUUCAAAGGAAGGAAUCAACCAAUAUUCCAAUUUAAUUAGCUUAGAAAAUGGAUAAAAACAUAACAUCCAAUCAAACUUUGCUCUCAAGCCUCAUGAAUAAGCUCUUGAACUCUUCAAGAAAUACAUUAAUCAUGAUGAAGAAUUAAAAGAAACUCUCACCAUCCUCUUAGAAUCUUAAUAAUCUAAGAGCAAGAACUCAAUCAUUGAAAAAACUAGACAAGAAAUGCUCAAGCUUUUGACUUAGAUUGUCUAAAGUAAACUUGAACAAAUUUAUGGUAAAAAUAACUAUAAGAGUUGCUUAGUAACCGAAAAUGGAGAAAAAUAUUACUAAUUUGAUCAUGCUUUCAUGUCCAGAUUUGAUAACUACAUUACAGAAAACUUGGAAUUCGAUAUCCAAUAAUAUCUUUCAACUCACACAUUAUUCAUGUUUGGUGCUUUAGGUCUCCAAAGAUUAGAAAAUCUUUUCAGAAGAAUUUACAACGCUUCUAGAAAGGCUUAAAAGGGUGAUCAAGAAAGCGCUUAAGAAUCUGCUGCAAGCAUCAUUUAAAUCUUAAAGGAUUAUGGUUUGGAAGUUAACUCCACAGAAGAAUUGGAAGAAUUUACCAAUUAUUUAAAUAACUUGACUUCUACCUUUGCUAGUUUAUAUGUUGGUUAUAAGAAUCACCUCAUUUUCUCUGAAGACAAAGCUUUAGAAUUGUAAAAUCGUACUAAAUUUAUUAAGGAAAGAGAACAAGAUGAAUUGAGCUUUUCAAAUUAUGCCAUUAUGGCCUACGAAUAAAAGGAAAAAUUCAUUGAUUAAUUAAGUGCUUUAGGUUCAUAAUUAGAUGAAAAGGAAUGUGAAUUUAAGGUAGAAUUCUCAGAUUAAAUUAAAUCUGUAUAGAGACUAGUUGAAAAGCCUUUAAGAGAUGGAGAAAACAAAGAAUAAAGAAUUUAAUUAAUUAAAUAUUAACUCGAAAAACUCGAUGACUUCAAACUCCCUAAGAAGCUUAUUACUGGUUUUGUUCUUUAUGCUGAAAAGCUUGAUAGAUUAACUUAAACUUCCAUUCACGGAAAAGCUUAUUAUGUCCCUGAAAAACUUUAAAUUGAUCCUGAAGAGGCUCAAAUUCCUGAAGUAUUUGAAGAUUUAGAUUCUAGAAUGACUGUUCAAUAAUGGUUAGAUGCUAAAUUAAAAAUUUUUAUCAGAAAAAUCUUCAAUGCUCGUUACUAAUAAGAAAAGAUAUUGAAUCACCACGAUUUAUUAAUGCUUGAUUACGAAAUCAGUAAGUUCUUAAUGCCUGAAUCUCUUAAAUAAUCAAUGUACGAACAAUUAGACAGAGAUAUGGAAACUUUGAGAAUAUGCAGAGAAUACUAGGUUAGUGAAAGAAGCAAGGGUGAAGCUGAAAUGCAAGAAUUCUUAAAGAAAAAGCAAAUGGAAGUUGGUAAAAUUAGAAAUCCUAAAGCUGUUGAAAAAUUAAAUGCCUUCCGUAUUUGGAGAGAAUAAAAAUACGCAAACAGAGAUCCUACCGCUGCUGAAUUUGAAUAAAUAAUGAAAAUCGAAGGUGAAUUAAUAUUAGAAUCAACUCUUGCUCCCUAUGGAUAGAUUGAAACAGAUAAAGAAAUAGAAAAGACUUAUUUACAUUUACUUGAUAUUCAAGAUUUCUCUGAUCUUGACACUACAAGAAUUACUAAAGAAAAGACCCUCACUGAAGAAUAUAGAUUAUCUAUUGAUCAUUUAAAGAACUCUAUAGUUACUAAGAAGGGAGAUCAUUUAUAUGACGACAUUAAUCUUUUCAUUAAGCAAAUUUCAGUUUGA